Empidonax traillii (willow flycatcher) is the source of this 759-nucleotide messenger RNA. RefSeq names its product avidin-like. The transcript is spliced from 4 exons. The record is from RefSeq and is a predicted model, not a curated record. Gene Ontology annotation, molecular function: biotin binding. Bases 158 to 607 code for a protein of 149 amino acids. NCBI's taxonomy places the organism in Eukaryota, Metazoa, Chordata, Aves, Passeriformes, Tyrannidae.
GAAACACGACUUUGGAAACACCCAGAUUGCAUAAUGCCCUGGCCAGAGCUGCCACCCACAGCCCUGGCAGCAAUAAAAAGGAGAAGGAGCAGGAGCAUUGGCAGAGUCCUGCAAGGAGCAUAUCCACAGGUACAUCAGCUGUCUGCCUGCUGCAGAGAUGGUGCAAGUAACUCCCUUUCUGCUGGUGCUCAGCCUGGCCCUGGGGGCUCAGAGCUUCUCUCCAAGAAGGUGCAACCUGAUUGGGAACUGGGUCAAUGACCUGGGCUCCAGAAUGGAAAUCUUGGCUGUGGAUGGAGAUGGUGGCUUCUCCGGCUCCUACCUCACGGCUGUAACAGCCUCCACGAACGAGAUCCAGAAGUCACCACUGCAAGGAUCUCUGCAACGCAAAAACCAGAAGGGCCAGCCCACCUUUGGCUUCACCGUCAACUGGACCUUUUCAGACUCCAUCACCGUUUUCACGGGACAGUGCUUCUUGGACAAGGAUGGAAAUGAGGUUUUGAAGACCAUGUGGCUUCUGCGGUCACGCGUGGAUGACAUUGAAGAUGACUGGAAAGCCACCAGGGUCGGCACCAACAUCUUCACCCGUGUGCGGCGGCAGAUGGAGUGAGGAGGGCAGCAGUGGGGCUCCCAGGCUGGCAGCAGCACCCAGCGGGGGCACUCCCCACUCCUGCCCCAUGACUUGUUUCUCCCAAUAAACCCUUGUUGCAAAUAUCCACUGUCUCCUGUCAUGACGUUGAAAAACGUAGAAUAUAUAAAAAA